Messenger RNA from Volvox carteri f. nagariensis, 2537 nucleotides. RefSeq lists its product as uncharacterized. The transcript is spliced from 3 exons. NCBI's taxonomy places the organism in Eukaryota, Viridiplantae, Chlorophyta, Chlorophyceae, Chlamydomonadales, Volvocaceae. The annotation marks the transcript as partial. The record is from RefSeq and is a predicted model, not a curated record.
CUCUGGCGGAGCUGGAUAAGCGCAUCCAGGAGCUGCAGAACCGCCCGGCCGAGGUGGGGGCCCCGUCAGUGGCAGCAAACAAGGCGGGCAGUGGCAAGACAGGAGCGGCGACGUCACAGGCGGCCAAGUCGGUGGCAGCCGCGGCUGCGGAGCUGGCGGCGGCGACUGGCGCCAUUACCGCCCGCAACCGGCAGCUGGGCGACCAGGUCAAGGCGAUGGAGGAGCAGCUGAAGCAGCUGCUGGCCAAUGUGGCCAAGCUGCCAGAGCAGGGCCCCGGCAAGGAUGGCGCAGCAGGUGCAGUCGGCGCAGGAGGUGCAGUCGGCGCAGCAGGUGCGGUGGGUGCGACAGGAGCUACGGGUGAGAGAGGUGUAGCCGGUGCUGCUGGCGCCAACGGCGUGGCAGGCGCCAAUAAUGGUCCCAUAGGCAGCGGCUCUCAUAUCGAGCAGCAGAAGGCCGCUGCGGCCAAGGAUGCUCGUGACGCGCUUCUGGCGGCUAUCCGCGGCGACAUCAACGCCAUCCAAGCGGCCCUGGGACAGAUCCUAAAGAAUGCAGCCCGCCCGGGCCGGGGCGGCCUGAGUGCGGGCGGCAGUGAAGAUGUGGCCGCCCUCGCCGCCGCAGCAGCGGAGGACCGGGAGAAGCUGAAGCAGCUCCAGGAUCUCGUGAUGGCGCUACAGGACGAUGCUGCAGCUGCCCGGGCAGCGGCAGAGGCCGCGGCGCAGCGAGCGGAACAGAUGGAAGUUGAAGUUGCAGCCGCCGCUGCCGCAGCGUCGGCGGCGGCGGCCGCCGCUGCAGCGGCAGUCGCGUCCGCCCCACCGGCGGAGGCCGAAGAAGAAAGCGAAGCCGCGAAUGCGGAGGGCUCGCUAUCCUCACCAACGGGAGCGGCAACAGCAGAUCCCAAGGUCGCGGCUAGACCUGGAGUUGGGAAGGCUGGACCGGGCGGUAAGAAGGCCGCUGGAUAUGAUGGCAGCGGUGGUGGCAAUGCCAGUAGCUCAUCAGCCGCCGUAGGUGGCCCAUCCGCCUCGGAUGACUUGUCCCGCAUGGCCGCGUCACUUCCCGCAGCCCUGGCAGAGCUGGAUAGGCGCAUCCAGGAGCUGCAGAACCGCCCAGCAGAGGCGGUAGGGACAAUUGGGUCGGGAACAGCGGCAAGUGGAGGUUCCAGUGGUGCAAGCGCGAAUGCAGGCAAGGCGGGUACCAAGGCAGGAGCGGCGCCAUCGGCAGCGACGUCACAGGCGGCCAAGUCGGUGGCAGCCGCGGCUGCGGAGCUGGCGGCGGCGACUGGCGCCAUUACCGCCCGCAACCGGCAGCUGGGCGACCAGGUCAAGGCGAUGGAGGAGCAGCUGAAGCAGCUGCUGGCCAACGUAGCCAAGCUGCCAGAACAGGGCAUGGACACGGGCACCGCUAUACCAGCAACUGCGGCCGCCGCUGACGCAACCGGAAGAUAUGCUGGCAGCAACAGCGCAGGUGGGGGCACUGGCGGCAUUGGCGGCAACACUGCCGGCGUUGGAGGACAGUCAGUCGGCGCCGCAGGAGCCACUGCCGGCACCGAGCAGCAGAAGAAGGCAGCGGCGGCCAAGAAUGCUCGUGACGCGCUUCUGGCGGCUGUCCGCGGCGACAUCAACGCUAUACAAGCGGCGCUAGGACAGAUCCUCAAGAAUGCAGCCCGCCAGGGCCGGGGCGGCCUGGGUGCGGGCGGCAGUGAAGAUAUGGCUGCCCUCGCCGCAGCAGCAGCGGAGGACCGGGAGAAGCUGAAGCAGCUCCAGGAUCUCGUGAUGGCGCUCAUGAAGGAGCAGAAGGGCGCAAAGGACGACGCCGCGGCUGCCCGGACGGCAGCGGAGGCGGCAGCGGAUCGGGCCGAGCAGAUGGAGGUCGAGGUGGCGGCGGCCACCGCUGCGGCAUCAGCUGCAGCCGCCGCUGCCGCAGCUGCUGUCGCAUCGGCGCCAACGAUGGAGAGCGCAGAUGGCGACUUUGCGGCGGAGCCGGCAGGCAGAGCGUCUUCGCCAACGGCGACGGCAGCUGGCGCGGCGCGGCGUGCCAAGGCUGCGGUGAGCGGCAACCCAUCUGGCGGAUCUGGAUCCGUAUACGGGGCGGCCAGCGUGGAUAAGUCAGCAGCCGCCAUGGAUGGCCCAUCCGCCUCGGAUGACUUAUCACGAAUGGCCGCGUCACUUCCCGCAGCUCUGGCGGAGCUGGAUAAGCGCAUCCAGGAGCUGCAGAACCGCCCGGCCGAGGUGGGGGCCCCGUCAGUGGCAGCAAACAAGGCGGGCAGUGGCAAGACAGGAGCGGCGACGUCACAGGCGGCCAAGUCGGUGGCAGCCGCGGCUGCGGAGCUGGCGGCGGCGACUGGCGCCAUUACCGCCCGCAACCGGCAGCUGGGCGACCAGGUCAAGGCGAUGGAGGAGCAGCUGAUGCAGCUGCUGGCCAACGUAGCCAAGCUGCCAGAACAGGUACGUGCGCCCAGCCCGUACAAGGUAGUGCUCAAUGGAUUUUAUGUCGCCACCGAGGCGCAGCCUAGGAGACCCCACUUCCGGGUCAUAGCAUAG